AUGGCCUAUUUUGGGGAAAGCUUAGUAGGGAUUGCAUCUGAAUGGCUCAUAGAUCAGGAUAUCACCAACUGGCACACAUGGGAUGAUUUGGCUCGAUGUUUUGUACAACAAUUCCAAUAUAAUAUUGACAUUGUGCCAGAUCGCUCCUCAUUAGCCAACACGAGAAAAAAGACCACGGAAAAUUUUCGUGAAUAUGCUAUCAGAUGGAGGGAACAAGCUGGUAGGGUUAAACCACCAAUGAAGGAGUCAGAGAUGAUUGACGUUUUUCUCCAGGCGCAAGAACCUGAUUACUUUCACUAUCAGCUUUCUUCCGUCGGAAAGACAUUCGCUGAAGUUAUUAAGGUAGGGGAAAUGGUGGAAAAUGGCAUCAAGUCUGGAAAGAUUGUAAGUCAAGCUGCCUUAAAAGCCACAAUGCAAGUGCUUCAAAAUGGUUGUGGAAAUAUUGGAGGGAAGAAGAGAAGGGAGGAUGUGGCCACUAUUGUAUCAGCGCCUAGGACUCAUGUCCAAGAUAAUUCCCCACAACACUAUUUUCCUUCCCAAGCUCCACAAUAUUUUAUCCCAUACACUCCAUAUCAUGUUUUUAACGCACAACCAAUUGCACCCCCUUCUCAUCCACAAUGUCGUGCACCAACUUCACAAAGUCAUCCACCACCCCUACAAGUUCAUCAAAAUACUGCUAGAAUUCCUUUCCGUCCUAGACCACAAUACAAAAAGGGAAAUGGCAUUAAAAAUAGGUUCACUACUAUUGGGGAGUCGUAUGCUAGCUUGUUCCAAAAAUUAAGGACGUUGAAUGUUUUGAGUCCUAUUGAGAGAAAGAUGUCGAAUCCUCCCCCGAGAAAUUUGGAUUAUUCUCAACAUUGCGCAUAUUGUUCUAAUGCCCCAGGGCACAACAUAGAGAGAUGUUGGUAUUUGAAAAGGGCCAUUCAGGAUUUGAUCGAUUCUAAUCGAAUUAUAGUUGAAAGUCCGAGUGGACCCAACAUCAAUCAAAAUCCAUUGCCUAGGCAUACUGAAACAAACAUGCUAGAAAUGAUGAAGGGUCAUGAAGAGUUUGCGUCUCUGUAUAAGCCAAUCCUUAGGGUGGGAACUGACAUUGAGAAGUCGGCCAAUGUUGUUGAUUUAACAAAAAUGAUGUCUUUAGGGGCGGAAAGUAGGUUAGAAAAGUUGAGUCCAUCAAACACACCCAUCUUAACUGUGAUAGGAGCCCUUGAAGAUGUUUGGGCAAGUCCAAGUAAGGCAAAAUCGUUUGUCCUAAAAAGGCCAAACAAGCCUAUCUUGAUCGUGCAAGGGGCCCAUAUUCCUCCUGUGAUUAUCAGGCCAGUAUCCCAGCUCCCAAUGACUAACCCCAAAGUUGUUCCUUGGAAUUAUGAGCAUACUGUCGUGACAUACAAGGGAAAAGAAAUUGAUGAAGAAAUAGAUGAAGUAGGAGGAAUAACCCGUUCAGGAAGAUGUUAUGUCUCGAUGGAAUUAAGGAAAACUAAAAAUGACCAAAUACAAAUAAAGAGUCCGAUCACUGAAGGAGAGGCAGAGGAAUACCUAAGGAAGAUGAAACUAUCAAACUACUCUGUGGUGGAACAAUUAAGAAAAACUCCAGCCCAAAUCUCUUUGUUGUCUUUGCUAAUACAUUCUGAUGAACAUCGUAUGGCUGUAAUGAAAAUUUUGAAUGAAGCACAUGUUCCUAGUAAAGUUACAGUGAGUCAGUUAGAGAAGAUUGCUGGGAGAAUAUUUGAGGUAAACCGCAUCACCUUUUCAGAUGAUGAACUACCCAAGGAAGGUACAGGACAUAACCAAGGCCUACAUAUCACUGUAAAGUCUGAGCUUUCGUAUGUCACUCGAGUUCUAAUUGAUGGAGGAUAUGGAGCAAAUAUUUGUCCUUUAUCAACUCUACAGAAAUUGAAUGUUAGUGCUGAAACGGUCCGACCCAAAAAUGUAUGUGUUAGAGCUUUUGAUGGGUCAAAAACAGAUGUCAUUGGUGAGAUAGAGCUCGUACUAACCAUAGGGCCUGUGGAUUUCGCUGUGAAUUUUCAAGUGUUGGAUAUCAACGCGUCCUACAAUCUAUUGUUGGGGAGGCCAUGGGUGCAUAGGGCUGGAGCAGUCCCCUCAACGUUGCAUCAAAUGAUUGAGUUUGAAUACGACCUACAAGAGGUGAUUGUUCAUGGUGAGGGGGAUUUGUCAAUCUACAAGGACUCUUCCUCCCCUUUUAUCAAGGCGAAUAAUGAGAAUGAGGCACUGGUUUAUCAAGCUUUUGAGGUAGUGGUUAUUGAGCAUGUCCCCGAGGGGAGUGUCAUUUCAAAACCAAAUAUGCCCAUCGCGUUUGUAAUGGUGGUGAAUGAAUUGUUGAAACAUGGGUUUGAGCCGGGUAAAGGCUUAGGAAUCUGCUUGCAAGGGAGAGCCUAUCCAGUGAGUCUACCAAAGAGCAUCGGUACUUUUGGCUUAGGCUACCAACCUAGAGUCGAGGACAAAAUGAAGGCAAAGAAGCAGAAGAGAGAUGUAUGGUCACUUACCAAGCCUAUACAACCAAUCUACAAAUCUUUCAUCAAAGCCCGCGCAACAGAAUCUUAUCAAUCAUCUUUUCCAGAACCAGUGAUGAAAGUAAGCGAAGAAAUGAUCAACUAUUUUCAAGAUUUAUUUGUCGAGGUUGAUAUGGUGGAACUCGGAGAAGGCACUAGCGACAGAGAUGUGAAAUUCAUUGGUCCUGAUGUCAAGCUAAACAAUUGGGAGGCCACCCCUCUCCCCGUUAAAUACGAGUCUUGUUCUUUCUCUGCCGAUUCUAGUGAUAUGACAUGCAUGCAGAAUUUUUCGCCAGAUCUUAAUAUCCAAUUUAAUCUUCGACCUAAUAUUGAAAUAAUAAGUCAAGAAAUCAAAUAUGAUGAAGACAGAGUAUUUGAAGAAGUAAGGAGGGAUUUCAAUCAUUUUGAAAAUAAGUCAAAUCCAAACAUGAGUGAAACUGAGACGAUAAAUUUGGGGGAUCAGGAAAUCAUUAAGGAGACUAAGAUAAGUGUACAUGUUCGACAUCAAAAGGACAAUAUAAUCAAGGCCUUUUUUUAUUACAAAGAUGUUUUUGCGUCAUCUUAUGAUGACAUGCCUGGAUAA
This is a messenger RNA of Solanum pennellii, 3090 nucleotides long. RefSeq lists its product as uncharacterized. The coding region runs from base 1 to 3090 and encodes 1029 amino acids. The transcript has 2 exons. Lineage: Eukaryota; Viridiplantae; Streptophyta; Magnoliopsida; Solanales; Solanaceae. The record is from RefSeq and is a predicted model, not a curated record. Gene Ontology annotation, molecular function: nucleic acid binding.